AAAUUUUUACUGAAUAAAUAGAUUUCCAAGUUGAAGAUUGAACAGUUUUAACGUUUUUGUUCCCUUUUUUUUUUCUACAAAACUUUACAUUUGUGGACUCCCUCUCUCUUUUUUUUUUUGCUCUUAAAUCCAUUCUCUAUAUUUUAAUUUAAAUAUGCCAGCUGCCGCUGCUAAGAACAACCAGAGCGAAAUUGAGACCAAGAAGAUGUCUAUCGUCUCUCAAAUUCCCUCCGAUGUCGAGACCAAGAAGGCUAAGGAUAUCGUAAAGAAGCUCGCCGCUGCUUCCGAUGAAGAUCGUGAAGCUGUCGCCGCUGAACUUGCUUCCGUUAUCAAGGCCAAUGGUAUUCUCUCCCUCAAGCCCGUUGUUGAACAACUCAAGAAGGAUAUCGUCAACAAGAAGAGUGCCGCUGCUCGUGCUGGUGCCAUCGCUGGUGUCGUUGCUCUCACCAACGAGAACCUCCAAGGUCAAACUGAGCCUUUCCUUGUCUCCUUCGUUGCCAACCUUUUGGAACUCCAAUCCGAUAAGCAAAAGGCUGUCGUCGAGGCUGCUUCUGCUGCUGCCAAGAACAUCUGUGAAAAGCUCAACCCUAUUGCUUGUCCUCUCUUGGUUCCCUUCAUUCUCGAAGGUCUUGGUAACUCCUGUAAGUGGCAAACCAAGAUGCUCGCUCUUGAGCUUUUGGAACUUCUUGCUAAGCAAAACAAGGAAGAGUUCAUUGUUGCUAUUCCUGAUGUCAUCCCCACUGUCUCUGAUUGUAUGUGGGAUACCAAGACUGAUGUCAAGAAGAAGGCUACUGAAACCAUGGGUGUCAUCUGUUCUCUUGUUGAGAACAAGGAUAUUGAACGUUUCAUUCCCGCCGUUAUCGGUUGUAUUAACCACCCCGAGAACGUCCCCGAAACCAUUCAUUUGCUCGGUGCCACUACUUUUGUCCAAGAAGUUGACUCUGCCACUCUUUCCAUCAUGGUUCCUCUCUUGGGUCGUGGUUUGAACGAACGUGCUACUCCUAUCAAGCGUAAGGCUGCUCUUAUUAUUGACAACAUGUCCAAGCUUGUCGAUGAUCCCGAUGUUGCCGCUCCUUUCUUGCCUCUUCUUUUGCCUGCUCUUGAGAAGGUCCAAGAUAUGGUUGCUGACCCCGAAUGUCGUGGUGUUGUCCAAAAGGCUCUUGCUACUCUUCAACGUGUUGGUAACCCUGCCAUUGAGAUCUUCACCAAGGAUCAAAAGAAGGCCAAGGUUGAGUCUUCCAUUAAGGAACUCUUGCCCGAGAACAUGGAUUCUUUCCUCGACACCACUGUCACCUUCAUGAACGAAGUUGCUCUUACUCUUUGUGUCUCCAAGAACUUCUUCAAGAAUGUCUGGAUCAGCUCUCUUGCUCCCUAUGCCAAGUCUUUCCUUUCCGCUGAGGAUUCCGAGAAGCUUGCUUUCUCUGCUCUUAACAAGUGUGAGGAAGCUGUCACUGCCAAGGAUGAAGAAGAGGAGGAGGAUGAAGGUGAGGAUCUCUGUAACUGUGAGUUCUCUCUUGCUUAUGGUGCCAAGAUCUUGUUGAAUCGUACUGCUCUCCGUCUUAAGCGUGGUCGUAGAUACGGUCUCUGUGGUGGUAACGGUUGUGGUAAGUCUACUCUUAUGCGUGCCAUUGCCAACGAACAAGUCGAAGGUUUCCCUCCUCGUUCCGAGCUCAAGACUGUCUACGUCGAACAUGAUAUUGAUGGUUCCGAAGCCGAUACUCCUCUCGUUGAGUUCAUCUUGUCCUCCAAGGGUGUUGAGACCACUGACCCCGUCGAAGUCAAGCGUCUCCUUCUCGAGUAUGGUUUCUCUGAAGUCAUGCUUACCAAGAUGUCCAUUGGUGAACUUUCCGGUGGUUGGAAGAUGAAGUUGGCUCUUGCCCGUGCUAUGUUGAUGAACGCCGAUAUUCUCUUGUUGGAUGAACCUACUAAUCAUUUGGAUGUUAUCAACGUUGCUUGGUUAGAGAACUACCUCUUGGGUCUUAAGACUGUCACCUCUCUUAUCGUUUCUCACGAUUCUGGUUUCUUGGAUCAUGUCUGUUCCGAUAUUAUCCAUUAUGAGCCCAACUACAAGCUUAAACGUUACUCUGGUAACCUUUCCGAGUUCGUCAAGAAGGUUCCUCGUGCUGCUUCUUACUACUCUCUUGAGGUCUCUCAAAUCUCUUUCACUUUCCCUGAGCCUGGAUUCCUCGAAGGUAUCAAGACCAAGGAGCGUGCUAUCCUCAAGAUGAAGAACGUUGAUUUCCAAUACCCUGGUUCCGACAGAAAGCAAUUGAUGGAUAUUUCCAUGCAAUGUUCUCUUUCUUCUCGUGUUGCUGUUAUUGGUCCCAACGGUGCUGGUAAGUCUACCUUGAUCAAGUUGUUGACUGGUGAGAUCGAAUCCGAGGUUGGUUCCGUCUGGAAGCAUCCUAACUUGCGUAUUGCUUAUGUUGCUCAACAUGCUUUCCAUCAUAUUGAGAAGCAUUUGGAUUCUACCCCUAACGAAUAUAUCCAAUGGCGUUACGCUACUGGUGAAGAUCGUGAAGAACUUGACAAGAACGAUCGUAUGCAUGGUGAUGCUAACAAGAAGGUCAUGGAACAAGUCUUCGUUAUCGAUGGUGAGAAGCGUGUUAUCGAAGAACUUGUUGGUCGUAGAAAGCUCAAGCAAUCUUACGAAUAUGAGGUCUCUUGGAUCGGUCGUUCUUCUGUUGACAACACCUGGAUCUCUCGUCAAAAGCUCGAGGAUAUGGGUUUCGGUAAGAAGAUUGCUGAAGUUGAUUCCGCUGAAGCUGCCAAGAUGGGUCUUAACCGUCCCUUGACUUCCAAGGAAAUUGAGAAGCAUUUAACCGAUGUUGGUCUUGAAGCUGAAUUCGCCACUCAUUCUCGUAUCCGUGGUCUUUCCGGUGGUCAAAAGGUCAAGCUCGUUGUUGGUGCUGCUAUGUGGAACAAGCCCCAUAUGUUGGUUCUCGAUGAACCUACCAAUUACUUGGAUCGUGAAUCUCUCGGUGCUUUGGCUAUGGCCAUUAAGGCUUACGGUGGUGGUGUCGUUAUUGUUACUCACAACCGUGAAUUCACUGAAGCUCUCUGUGAUGAAGUCUGGAUGGUUGAUGCCGGUCGUUUGACUGCCUCUGGUCACAACUGGGUCUCCGGUAACGGUACUACCAAGAUCGAAGAAGCUAGCGCUGAAGAUCAAGUCGAUGGUCAAGGUAACACUAUCAAGGCUGUCGAGAAGAAGCAAAAGUUGUCUUCUAAGGAACUCCGUAAGAAGAAGAAGGAUCGUAUGGAACGUCGUAAGCGUGGUGAGGAAGUCUACACUACCGAUGAAGAAUUAUAAACUCUUUUAUACACUUAAUUCUUCUCUUCCCCUCCAUUUUUUUUAGAUCCCCUUUUUUACCAUUGAUUAUAAAUUAACCAUUUUUCCAUUCUCUUAAUUUCAUAUUCUCCCACCCUAAAAAUUUUUUAAUAAAAAAAUAAAUUUUGUCACAAUAU
Messenger RNA from Mucor mucedo, 3465 nucleotides. RefSeq names its product P-loop containing nucleoside triphosphate hydrolase protein. Lineage: Eukaryota; Fungi; Mucoromycota; Mucoromycetes; Mucorales; Mucoraceae. The coding region runs from base 155 to 3310 and encodes 1051 amino acids. Gene Ontology annotation, molecular function: translation elongation factor activity; ATP binding; ATP hydrolysis activity. The record is from RefSeq and is a predicted model, not a curated record. The transcript has a single exon.